AUGGCGGCCCUGAAGCACGGAUCGAGGAAGUUUUAUGAAAUUCCUAGUAGCGAGGAAUUCACGCACUUAAGGAGUGAUUAUACCCUUAAGAAGGCGAAAAAUGUCGAAGAACUCUUCAAGUAUAUCGAAGAAAGUUGUAUAGGAGAAGAUGUUACAUUUUGCGGGCCAUAUGGCCCUCGGAAAGGUAAGCUUGGCAAGAGAGGAUGCAGUAAGCGAUUUGGUCGUUGCGGUACCGUUGAAUUAAAUUUUUCGAUUUUAUUUUCAGUCACCUAUUGCGACUACACGGCAUCUGGAAGGUAUGUUUUCAAACGUAUUGUUCAGUUGAAAUCUCACAGCAAACAACAAAAAUGUUUUUUUUUUUAAAAAAAAAAAAUUGGAGCACAUGCUUUAAAUUCUGUAGUUUAGCCUUGAAUUCUGUCUUAGACACAAGAUGGACACAUCCUUUCCAAAUGGGGAGGGGUGUGUUGGGCUCAAGUUUCUCUUUGAACGCUGGCUGUCAUCAGCAGCCCCCGACCCAUAAUCUAGCCUCUUCUGUGCUGGCUGCUUAUAAGGGUCAUUAGCUAGGGACCUACUUAGGCAUGUGGGGAAUUACUUGUACUGUACAUGUAGCCUUAAGUUCGGGCAGACUAUGCCUUAUCCUGGAGAAAUGGCUAGGCAUUUGGGUAACUAGAAUGAUCAUGUUAUUAUACCACAUCUGGAAUACAUCUUAUAAUGCCAACCCCAGCCACAGGAGGCAAAAAUCUUGAAGUUCUAAACCUAGAGCUUGGAAAAGUAGUCAGAAGUACGAAAAAGUCACUAGAUGUCCCAAAUUUCCUUGUGGAAGGACUUCCAGCGGGGAUUUUGGGUAUUAAGAAAUCAUGUAUCAUUCAAAGCUGGAGUAGUAAUCAUCACAAUCAAUCUUCUUUGUUGCUGCUGACAUGCACAUGUUUGUUGAUGGCGAUCUUUGAAAUGAAAGAUUUAGGUUUAUUGUUAGAGCGAGUCUGUAUAUGUAGCAUUGAUAAGUCAUGGUAGGAUUCGCAGUAAGUUGAUAACAUGGCCGAGGAAAUGUUAAAAGUUGCAACUCAGACAUUGAAUUGUGUGUCUCAUAGGUGGUGUCGACUGACAUAUCGGUUGAGUGUCGGUCAACACAUCAGUCAAUAUAUCGGCCGAGUGUCAGUUGACUGUUGAUUGAAGGUCAGUUGAGUAUUGGUUGAGUAUUGGUCAACGUGUUGAUUGAGUGUCGGUUGAUUGUGGCCGAUACUCAGCCCCUAUAACCUAUCAGUUGAUAGGCUGUCAAUAGUUGGUUAUUGGUCGUACAUGUAAAUUGUUCGCGUGUUGAUGGUCGAAAGUCAUGACAUAUGCUAGUCAUGCACAAUAGCUGUAAGCAAAAAUAAUACCAUUUAAAUCGGCCAUUAAGGUCUCUGUUCCUGUAAAAGUAGCUCUAGUUACAGUUAGUGUUCUUGUAAAAAGUGAUUAGGGUAAUCAAUAUUUUCAUAAACUACUCUUUAGGUCAUUGACAUUUAUUGAAGAUUACAUAAGAGGGCAGGUUUUACCUCAUUAUGGCAACACACAUACUACAACAACUGUAACUUCACUACAGACAACUUUGUAUCGCCAUGAAGCAAGGUAAAAUUAAUUAGUGCCUCCACACUAUCUGUUGUUUUACAUGAAUAACUGGAGAGUUUGGUCAAUGUAUUUCCAAAGGCAAAUUAAACUACAUGUAUACAAUAAUUUUCUCUAUAGCAGAUUUGUCAUAUAACAUUAAAUGUGUGCCAUAAGUUUGGCAACAACGUACCGUGUAAGAGAGUUUUAGAGGUUAUGAUGUUUCUAAAGAAUAGCUUUAAAUAAUGAUUUAUUGUUUUUUCCAGAUCACACAUUUUAAAAUUAACAAGGAGAUUUCUCGCAGAUUAAUCAUUUUGGGAUCGUUGAGCAAAAUCCGGGCACCAUCACAUAAUAAUUUUUUAGAAUCAUGCCCUAUUAAUAGAGUAUGCUUCCUUAUGUUUAGGGACCCAAAACAGCAUGUUUUUCAGUAAUGAAAGGAGACAGGCUUGCUUAGUAUUUUUAACAAAAAGAUGAUUUUGAUGAUUUAUCCUUGUGGGUUACACAAAUAUUGAUAGUACUCAGAUUCACAUACAUGUCAUGUAUAAUAUCACAUGAUGACUCAUGCAGUGUUCCCUCGGUGUAAAAAUGUUUCACUUAUGAUCAGACCAGAGUAUGUAUGUAUUAUGAAACAUUUGUUUGUUAUCUGAUUUGAUUAUUUGAAGGGAUAUCAUCAGAAAUGCAGUGAAUGCCAGUGAAAGUGACUCUGUGAUAUUUGUCGGUAGUGGAGUGACAGGAGCCAUUCAUAAGUUGAUUCAUGCACUGGACUUUAAAGAACCUCCUGUAAGUACUCAAUUUACAGCAUUGCCUUAUCACUUAUACUGAUUUUUAAAACGUGAAGACAUUCAACCUACACCAAUGCGAAGAUGUUGUGAGGAAUUCACCAGCUUGAUGUUGGACUCAUGUGAGUUUCCUUUCAUGCAAUGUACUCUUACAUUUACUUCUACAGUCUGCUUCUUGGCUAGAAAAAUACUGGUAAUUAGUGAUUUCCACCCGGUUAGCUCAGUAGGAAAAUCACAACUUUACCAGACAAGAGGUUGAAGGUUCAAACCCUGGCCAUAUAAAAGAAAUUAUAUUAUGCCAAUAUAUAUAUUUUUUGUAAUUUUUAUAUUACUUCAUUUUUGACAGAAUUAUAUGUAUUUCAGAGCUGCAAAUAAUUUUUCGUUGUUGGAAUGACGUGCACACUGUAUGUGUUGUGGUUCAAUUUUAUCAGGGUUUCAAAUUUUAUUUUCGUUUGUUUCAAACUCAUUACCAUAUAUUAUCAUACCCAAAAACAAAGGAAAAUAUAAUUUAAAACAUGCAAGGACAAAAUUUAACCAUAAUUUAACAUAUGUGUCCAGCUAAGUCACCUUCUUGGUCAAAUAAUAAAAGAAAGCAAAAAAUGUGGUCUGGCUCAAUCAAGGGUGGAUUAUGGGAAAAUUGUGCAUUGUAGACCCAGGAUUUGCAGAAAGGCUGAUCACUGCCAUAUAUUCACUGCAAUUUAUUAUGUUAUUUUGUUGGUACAACAAUGUCCUCAAGGUAGAUUUUUAUUCACCUUCAGUAUGAUAGUCUUUUAAUUUGUUGAGUUUGUUCAGACAUCACAUCUGACCACAGUUAAGAUUUCAUCGGAAAUGGGCCAGUUUUAGUCAGCCAUUGUCUGAUGAAUAACCAACUUUAUUUGCAGCUCUGCAUUUAGAUAAGAGCUAGAGAAAACUUCAUUACAAAACUAUAAUUAUUUCUGGAAAUGUAAGAUAAAGGUCUGUAACAACAUUCUGCUCUUUUAUAAGGUGGUACUUGUAGGACCAUUUGAACACCAUUCAAAUCUUCUCCCCUGGAAGGAGUUAGGUGCUGAGGUAUGAAAAUAUAUUUUUGAAUACUUUAAUGUCAAUUUUAAAUCCACUUUAAGUGGUUCUAAACCUUUUAUUAAUGUUAGGUUAUCUGGAUCAAGCAAGAUGCAAAGGGCUUAGUUGACCUCACAGACUUGGAGUUUAAACUCAAGGUAUGCAACAUGGUAACAAAAAAAUAAUAAUUAUUAUUAUUUUUUGAAUUUAUCUCAGUUAAUAAUUAUUAUUAACUGAGAUAAAUUCAACAACUUUCCUUUAUGAAAUUCAAUAAAAAAUGCUGUAGACAAGUAGCAAAGAAAUUCAGUUUUAGAAAAAUAAAGACAGUUUUUUUUGAUAAUCAAUGAAAUUAAGUUAAGUACUCUUGAAUGCAUCCUCAUACUUGAUUUACACCUUUGUGGUGUACAAAGCCCUACAGCGCAGAACAUGUUACAGGUCAAAAUUAAUUUCUGGUUAAAAUUAUUGAACAUAGGUUGAUUCUCAGUUUCCUCUUAGCCCUUUUUCUCGUAGCCCUAAUUAUUCAUGAAUAUUAGGGCUGGGAUGGAAAGAAGAUUGAGCAUCAACCUAUGUUAAAUAAAUUUUAACCAGACUUUAAUUUUGACCUGUAUCAUAAAUAUUGAUCAUCUAAUAAGCAUGAUACAAAAAGGAAAUUUGAGGCCAUUGGCCCAGUUUUGAAGUGGGGAUUUGACCUGUGAAAUUCGAGAUACAGCUGGUGGUAUUCUCCACUGAUUUGGGUGCAUACUACGGGGCUGCUAGGUUCAACUUUGUGUUUUGAUUUUAAAGAAUUGAAGGGGUGUCUUUUCACACGAUACCAGUAUGACUCAUUCUGGAAUGAGUUCAUCCCAUCUCUGCGUACGUGUAUUUCUCUGUAUUUGUUUACAUGAUACCGAAACAACAUUUCAUUCCUGUACAAGGCAUUCCGGAGUGAGUUCAUUCCAAAAAUUGUGUAGUCUGGAGAAAGUGGCGCAUGCCUAUCUGAUUUGGUGUGAAAACCACGCAAGUGAGAACACCUUACAGGCCAAGCCAUUUGAUUUUGUCAUGUGAAUGCAGUAGAAACUUCACUCUGGAAUGAAACUCACGAAUAAAUUAUUGUGGAAUGAAAGUCAUUCCGGUAUCAUUUCAACAGCCCCUAAGUGCUACUUUGUAAAAUAUCAGUUUUUUCUUUUUGUUUUUUUCAAAUGCGUAUCUAUCUGCCAGGAGAGUUAAGCAUUUUAUAAGGCAUCAAAUUGAAGCUUCCAGUCACCUGUUCAAUGAUGUAAUAACUGCUGCAAAAUAAUAUAAACCAAUAACCUAACUUUUGGUUAUGUUUGAUUUUAGGCUAUGUCUUCGAAAGGCAAGCAGCUUAUUGGCUGUUUCUCAGCUGCAUCUAAUGUGACUGGUAUUCUAACAGACACCAAUGCCAUUACAGCUUGUCUGCACAGGCAUGGGGCAUUAGCUUUCUGGGACUAUGCCACUGCAGGUAAACAGUGAAAUGGUAAUUAGGGUGACUCCAUAAUGAAUUGAGCAAACAGCUGAUGAAGACAGUGGCAGAAAGGUGUGGCACAGGUGCUUAAAAAAAUUACAUUNGUGAGUUCAUUCCAAAAAUUGUGUAGUCUGGAGAAAGUGGCGCAUGCCUAUCUGAUUUGGUGUGAAAACCACGCAAGUGAGAACACCUUACAGGCCAAGCCAUUUGAUUUUGUCAUGUGAAUGCAGUAGAAACUUCACUCUGGAAUGAAACUCACGAAUAAAUUAUUGUGGAAUGAAAGUCAUUCCGGUAUCAUUUCAACAGCCCCUAAGUGCUACUUUGUAAAAUAUCAGUUUUUUCUUUUUGUUUUUUUCAAAUGCGUAUCUAUCUGCCAGGAGAGUUAAGCAUUUUAUAAGGCAUCAAAUUGAAGCUUCCAGUCACCUGUUCAAUGAUGUAAUAACUGCUGCAAAAUAAUAUAAACCAAUAACCUAACUUUUGGUUAUGUUUGAUUUUAGGCUAUGUCUUCGAAAGGCAAGCAGCUUAUUGGCUGUUUCUCAGCUGCAUCUAAUGUGACUGGUAUUCUAACAGACACCAAUGCCAUUACAGCUUGUCUGCACAGGCAUGGGGCAUUAGCUUUCUGGGACUAUGCCACUGCAGGUAAACAGUGAAAUGGUAAUUAGGGUGACUCCAUAAUGAAUUGAGCAAACAGCUGAUGAAGACAGUGGCAGAAAGGUGUGGCACAGGUGCUUAAAAAAAUUACAUUUCUUUGGUAAUUGCAUGGCUUCAUGCUGUUGCUGUUAUCCUGGAAAGAAUUCUCACAUUUAAACUAUUGAAUUCAUAACACAGUCUCUUUGACUCUGAUUGGAUCACCCUGUUUGAAAUAUAUAUCACCAUAGUAAUAAGCAAUACUCUGCUUUGUGGCAGUGGUAUUUCCAAUAAUCUUGGACUAUUAAUACACUGAUUGCAGUGUACCCUCCGGCUCAUACAGACACUUCCAUAAUGUAGACUGGCCUCUCCAUUAUGGACAAUCCCUGCCUUUACUUAAAGACACCUCUGUAACUUGGACAUGUCCUGUUGGUUAUUUAUGCCCAGUGGGGGUCCAUUUUAAGAAUGUUUGACUGUUUUUCUUUUGUGUCUUACAUGACAUACAGCUCCAUAUGUGGAAAUCAACAUGAAUCCAUUGGUAACCAGGUAAUCACUUUUUUAAAAUACUAUUGGAAAGACCAAAAGUCAACAACUGUCAAACACUUAAUUUUGGUAAUUUUACAGAUAAUUUGAAAUUUGUGGCUUUUGGUAACCUUGAGUUUGACUCAGGUACCUUCUUUUUUUUGCUUUUUUGCUCAUGAACAAUCAUAAUGCACUCCAAGCAAUGCUGGAAAUAAUAAUAAAAUUAUUUAUUCAGUUUUAAAAGCUGGCUGAAAUGAAAAAGUAGCCAAAUAAUUUUGAUAUAUUCUUGAUAAUUAAGCUUAAAUGUCAUCCAGCUGCUAUGAUUAAUAAAUAAUUGUGGGAUGUUUUAUUUUAUGUAGUGAUGAUCAGGGAUUUGUGUACAAAGAUGCCAUUUUCAUUUCAACGCACAAGUUAGUCGGUGGAGUCGAAACACCAGGUAAAGUAAAAUAUGAAGGACAAACUGUAAAUUAGGACAUUAUAGCACUCACCAUUCCCACCAAAUAUUCAUUAUUUAUAAGUUCUGGUAACUGUUCCCUUAGAGGCUGUUGCAAUAAGUGCUGAGAUAUCUUAAUUGAUCAUCGGAAAUAAUCAGAUUGACCCACGGGAACAAUAAUAUUGAUUAUAGUCGGAAUAAUGUCCUUAAAAGAAUUCCCUUUAAGCUUCUGUACCAUGUUUUAGAACGUGACAAAACAUGGGAAAUGAUUGGCACACCACUAGCUGCAAUACCAGAAUGAUCAAUAACAUUGGAAGAACCCAGACAAUUUUUACUACCUGUGAUGGCAGGCUGACAGUUUUUACAGUGUCAGUGUUUCUUCUUCUCACCAUUAAAAUAUCAGUAUAUACAUUGUAAGUAAAGUAAUUUAAGUUCUUUGUUUAAACCAUAAUUUCCUUUGUCUCCUAUGAAUAAUAAUAAUAAGGACUAGAAAGCAAAGGAAAGUCUGAAUCACAAGAGAUUGACCAGUGGUUAAACCUAAGAAUGGAUAUUAACUACAACAUCUAUACAUCAUAAAUCUCAGUGCCAUCAUUUUGUUUAAAAUGACUCUGAAAAUGAACAAUUUGUUUCCUUUUUCAGGGAUCCUCAUUGCCAAGAAAAGUUUAUUUAGGAACCCUGUACCUUCAGGUUGCGGUGGAGGCUCUGUGUUUUUUGUAAGUAAAGAACAUUUUUGAAGGAGCUGUGCUGCUCAUUAGUUGCGACUUAGCUAUAAUAAAACAGAGAAAAAAACAGAGUAAACAUUGUUUGAACGACAAAAAAACUGAAUUCACCGGCUCUACUACAUAGCAACUUGGCCACUGUAGAACUGUCCCGCCCUACCCCCUCCCCAACUUCCCUGUUGUAUUUGACCAUUUCUUUUUUUUGCAAUUUAAGGUGACAGAGAACUCUCAUAGAUACCUAAAGGAGAUUGAGAUGAGGGAGGAGGCUGGAACCCCAGCUAUUGUGGGUGCCAUCAGAGCUGGACUGGUCUUUCAGUUGAAACAGGUACCGGAUAAAUAUUAAACAGUUUCACGUUUUAGGGUCACCAUAGUUAGGACAUGUAGACAUGUGAUGUAAUGACAGGUAUAGAUCGGUCUAACUUAAGAGUCUGCUGACAAACUGAAAUGGUGUGACCAUUCAAGUAAAACCUACUGAGAAGUAGUUAAUGGUGGCAAAAGGACAAGUGUAUUGUCCGAGAUUACUUUUAACUAUGUUUGAGCCUGUGAAUGAAAUCUUAUUGUGCGACCAUUCAAAUGAAAACUCUCUGCAAUACUCUGUCUGUGGAUGAAAUUAAGUGUGACCAUUCAUGUGAUACCUAAUUAUUGUUUAUGCUUGUACAAAGUUAUUUGAUUUGCAUGAGAUCUUUUUGAUUUUCCCUUUUUUUUUGACCGGCCUCUUCUUCUACAGUAUCACUGAGUAGUCCCUUGACCAGGAACAUUGUAGUUAUGAGUAUGGCGGGGUGGGUCAUGUUUACUGAAUUUUUUUUCUUCACUGAAAAACUUAUUUUUAGUUUUAAAAUGAUGUUAAACUUAAGGGGCCUUCUUUUCUCUAAGGAAAUAGGUUCAGCUGCCAUCAUGACCAGAGAGGAAGAUUUAUGUAGGUUAGUAUGUACAUAUGCCAUUUUUCUUCUUUUCUUCGGUACUGAUAACCAUAAAAUAUAAAAUAAUGUAAAUACAGGACCCAGUUUUGAAUUAAGCAGUAUUGUUAUCUAGCCUCCCAUGCAGACGUUCUUAGGGGUUCGUCACACGUUCUGCCCGACGUUGGGGAGGAUUGCGUGACAAGCCAAAAGAACUCUACAUGGGAGGCUAUGUUGUGAUCGUGACAAUUUAUGGAUUUUGGGUAUUCCUAAGCUCUUUUGAUCAUUAUGCAUUUUACAUUAUCACCUCAUUGUAAAGGCUUACUGGGUAUACUUUCACGUCAUUUUGGAGUGGUAGUUUUAACUGAAUUGAUAGCAACAUCGUCAGAAAGAAUUUUGUUUUUCAACAGGAGAGCCCUGUCAGCAUGGAAUAACAGUGAGAAUCUUGUUCUCUUGGGGAAUACAGCAGUGUCUCGCCUCCCGAUCUUCUCAUUUCUGAUCAGGCACCCAAUCUCAGGGUUGUUCUUACAUCACAACUUUGUAUGUGCCCUCCUGAAUGACCUGUUCGGAAUACAGGCCCGUGGGGGCUGUGCAUGUGCUGGCCCCUAUGCACAGGUACUCUGAAAUUUAGUAUUAGCAUAUUCCUUAAGUUAAUUGUCCGUUGUAAACGGCUUUGCCUUUUACCCUUGUCAUAGAAUCUGUUGGGAAUAAACGAGGCACUAGCAAGAGAAAUUGAAAACCUCAUAUUGGAAGACAGGUUUGUGGCCUAUAGUGUUUGAUCAUUACAGUUUCUCAACUUACAAGUUCCACAGUCGUGAUUAUUGCUUCAAUUGUUUGUCUCGUGAUCUAUCAGAAGUUCAACUUCUUCAGGACUAAAUCAUUGCUUUCUUUUUGGUACUAGUAUAACUAUUCUGUAAUUCUAAACCUUCACAGUUUCAUUUAGUUUAAUUAGUUCUAACAAAGCUAUUGUUUAUUUUCCUUAUGAAAAGAAUGAUGUUAACAUUUUCCUCUUAAACAGUCGCUUAGACAGAGUUCACCUCCGACGAUACCAUGAAUAUUCUGAAAGAGAAAUCUUGAGGUAAGUGUUCGAAACACUUUUUCAUCAUCAUCAUCAUCCUCCUCAUCAUCAUCAUCGUCAUCAUGAUUGUACGGAUUCCCAAAAGGGGUUCCCUACUUGAACACUAAGGAUCAUGUUACAUCAGGAGUAAUCGGCUCCUGGUGACAUUGAACAGAGCACGUUUUCCAAUUUUGACAAGUCGUUUCCUUUCGUUUCUCGUGCACUGGCCCGCACGAACUCAGUUGACCUUAUUCUUAAUUUUGUGGAACUUCGUUAGGGAUAAUUUCAUUAAAGUCAUCAUCAUCAUUGUUAUCAUCGUCAACCUCAUCAUUGUCAUCAUCGUUGACAUCAUCAUCAUCGUCAUCCUCAUCACCAACAAAACAUCAUCGUUGUGAUCUUCACGUCUUCCCGCGCCUAAUCCAAUUAACUGACGUUGAUCCUCAAACGUACGGCUUCCUUAAUUGCAAUUCGGAUUUAUUAUGACUUUUGAACUAACUAGAAUAAACUACACGUGUAAAUUUCAUAAAAUAAAUAUCAAUUCACGUGUUCUACCCAGACCAGGUUUUGUGCGGCUUAAUUUGCCGUAUUUUAUGUCAGAUGAUUCUGUCGAGUUUGUUAUAAAAGCAGUGAAGAUGGUGGCAGAACAUGGCUGGAAACUUCUACCACAGGUAAUUAAAUACUUCUGUAAAAGGUCAGUUUUUAAUGGUAAGGAUCCUAGCCUGUCAUUAGGCUCUCUUGUGGUGGGUAGGACGAAGAGGAAGCUGGCAAAUUCUUGAAGACAGGGAAUAGGAAAGAGAAGGGGAAAGUAACGAUCCAAUGAAAGUAACCAACUGGGAAAGAAAAAUGAUCCCCAAAAGUAACCUUACAAGUUGAUGCCUGGUAAUUAAUCUUGAAAGUGACCUGGGUGAAGGUUUUAACAUAUACAGUGCAGGCUAGUGACAGUCACCCUUCCCCCGUGUAUAUUUUAGAUAUUUUUUGCUCAUUUUAUUCGUUUUUGUCCUGUUUAGUACAUGUUUAACCCUGAGACUGGAGAGUGGAAACACAGAAAACAUCAGGUGACAUGCACGCAAUUCUUUAAUAAUGCCUUUUCUUUGUGUGUUUGUAUUUGUUUCCCAUUUCUUAACAGUUAGACUGAACUUUUGUAGACCGUUUGACUUGAUCCUUCUCCUAUUUUUGACAGCCAUUAGCCUUGCCUUCUUUUUUUUUAGGUAUUUCGUGACCGAAAGUGGCUUGGUUCAAUUACUUACUCAGAGGGUCAUAUGACGUAUCCAUCAUCCCCCGCAUGCGCGGAAGGAGCCCCGAGUUCACACACGGUAGGAAACUAGUCCCACAUGGGAUUAGUCGUAACGCGGUUUUCCUUGCUUUUGCUUCAUCACGUUUAUGAUUGGCUAAAAAUCUCACGCCGCUGGGUUCUUAGCCAAAGGAAUAAAUCAUGUGUUGCUCGCACAUGUUUCCUGCCCUUGGUGUAUGCCACAGCCAUUUCCUUUUAAUUUCAAUUAGUUAAGUUCUCUGGGACUUUUUGGAUUAGUGAAAGAAUUUUUUUUCAUUCAAGUAAAGCCCUGUGAUUGAGACCGGACUCGAAAAAACGGCGAAAAUCGAGACUGGUAAAAAAGCGUUGCAACCACGAACCGACUUAAAUUAGCAACCUCGUUCCCAGGAUUCUCUCCUACCCGCCCCCUGGAGCGAGAGAGGGGCGGGUAGGAGAGAACCCUGGGAACGAGGUUGUUAAAUUAGCAGUUCACAAUCAGCUUCUACAAUGUUGCUUGAUUUUGAUGUUAAAAAAUGGUUGUUUAUCAGUGACCGUUGCUUAGUAUUUUAGGGACGAAAUAGUUACUGGGAAUAACAGUUAAAGCAAUUAAGACUACAUCGUGGCAUUGUAGUGGUUUUCUUUGUUCUCAUUACCCAUAUUUAUUUAUAAUUUAUUAAGAAUCAAGGGUUUGACUUUAGUGUCUUCUUUAACGCCUAGGAAUGCCUCAGAAAAGCUGAAGAAAUUCUACAGAAAGCGACCUUAAACAGGGUAAAGACGAUUUUUUUUCGUUUUAAGCAUGAACAGAAUAACUCUAUGGUGUUCAAAAUUCCGUCCCGGCCUUAGUUCGGUUAUUUCCUGUUGUUGUGUUGUAUGAGUUGGUUUCAAACUUUUGAUCAUUUACAAGAAAGUUUUUAUCAAGAAGUACAGUUCAAGACAAUUAUCUAUGUUGUUGGUGACUACAAAUUUUAAGUCUAACCUAAGAAGUUUAUUUUCUUUCCUCAGGCUAUCAUUAGUGUUUGUGAUCAAACGUUAUUUUUGGGCGAGGAAGGUGAAAAGCUACGCUGGUUUUUGCUUCCAAGUGAAGCGGCGCAGCUGCUGAACGGUAAACAACUUAAAGACUAUCCGAUAAAGGCGCCUUUUGCUCCAUUACAAUGGAAGAAUGGCUUGUGUGUCCCGCAGGCCGCUCAUUUGAUAGGGACUCAUUAUAUGGAGUCUUCUGAUAGGACUUCUGUAGCUCCCAUAGAAAAAUGUACUACACUGAGAGAAAACACAGAGGAAAGAGAUUUAAACGGGGUGACAAACUGUGGUUGUAUUACAAAAAGUGAAACUGGUAACAACGUCGCGGGGAUUUCUAUUUCCAAUGUUGAUAAAUGCAAUAAUGAUGCUGAAAGACUCAGAGAUUUGCCAGACUCUGCGGAUUUAAAAGAAAAUGAAACCACUUUGGCAAAUGUUUGCAACAGAUCUUUGGAAGGCGCAGGGAGUAAACCUAGAUUUAACGCUGAAAACAUGGAUACAGAACUUGCAGGUGAAGAUUUGCUCUCACGUAAAAGGAUUCACGCAAACGGUUUUGACGAAACAAGGAUACUUAACUUUCCUGAGCAAGGGAAAGAGACAAUCACAAGUGCUUUUGUGAGUGAGACAUCUUUGAAUGGACCGAAGAACGAUUAUGGUUCCCUUAUUGACAGUGAAACAAGUGAAAUACCAAACAGUUUUGACCAGAAAUUAAACCUAAACACUUCUUCGAAGGAAAGGAUAGUUCCUUCUUCCGAAGGCAGUGAGGCUAUGACGAUUUCAGAGGCUGUUUGUCGCCGAAAACCGAGAAAGAAGAAACAAAGUGAAGUGACCUCGGGUAAACCGAAGUUUCAUCAUCCUCCCAAGAGUAUUUUUAAACCAGCCACACAGGUAUAAAAACAAUUAUUAGAAAUAAUUCACGUGGCAGCUGUUUACUUUUUGUACCGAUAAUUUCUGAGCAUGUUUUGUCUUUCAGUCUGUCGGGACGAGCGCAAAGAAGCGCGGGUACGUGAAAAAACCGGCGGAAACUGGGGGGAGGGAGAGAGCAGCGCACUCGCUAUUCUUAUCCCCAGACCCUCCUGUCCCCUCUCAGCCGGCGAGGUUUGAGAACGAGUUCCUGGUGACAGGCCUUGCUGACAAAGAAAAAGAGGAAGCUCUGGGAACGAGAAUGUUCGUUAACUUUUCUUUUUUCUUGCCUCUUCAUCCCCACAAACUGAGAGCCUCGAACAGGCUAAUAAGUUUUUACUAUCAGAAUUUAAUGCAGUGUAAAAAAAUCUCAUAUUCCCCCGUUUUUUCAGUGUCUUUCAUUUUUCCUUUUCUCUCCUUCUGACCAUAACCCGGCUUGUUGAACUUCAAAGAUAAUGCAUUGUGUAAGGUGUAUGAAGAGGCUGCGAAUUUCUCCGCCAAAAGUUUAGUUUCUUUAAGAAAUAAAGAGGAAAGGGGAAAAAAAGGGAGAAGCGUCCAUUUUCGCUGUUUAACACAGUUAACACUAGCAGCUCACACUGUAGUAAAUUAUUUUGUUUCUCUUUAAUUUGCAGGCUUUAGAGGAGUACGAGAUGAUUCGCGAUGGAGACAGAGUGCUAGUGUGUCUGUCAGGAGGCAAGGACUCACUUUCGUUACUUCACACUUUACAUCAAUAUCAGUUCUACAGCAAAUCUAAGGUAUGCUACCAUGAAACCUAGCCUGUUAUGAAUGAUCUACUGGACAAAUUUGAUUUGGCGCAACCAAUGCAGGUGGCGGUUUUUUUACUGCGCACAGACCGCUAUGUUGGCGGCGGGGGCAAUAAGAUACAACUGUAAACAGCCUAACUCACGGUUAAGCCCGCCCAGUUUUUCGGUUUGUCGCGUUCAUCACCACUCCACCACAACCUAGUGCUCAGGCUCCCUAACAUUGAACAGUAUAUGGUGAUACAAUUGGUGAUUAUUAGAUAGAUUUUGUUUUCAUGUUAUGGCUCUUUUCUUAGGGCAUCAAUUUUGAACUUGGAGCCGCCACUGUGGACCCUCAAUCCCCUGGAUAUGACCCCAAACCUCUGGUCCAGUAUUUAGCGGCCCUUGGUGUUCCCUACUUUUUUGAAGAGCAAGGUAUGUCGAGCUAUAAACCAUGUAAACAAAGUUAGUCCUUUCACCGUUAGUUCUUCCCAAUUCGAACUUUUUUAAACUCUUUUAGUAUUAAGAUAAAAAAAAAAAACCGUGACGGACAAACGGCUAUUUUACAUUUUGGUGUUCUGUACGUUUUAAGUGUUUUAAAAUUUAGCGUUUUUCGUUUUUGAAAUCUCUUUUAUAAAUUUGCUGUAGUCGUAGAUUAAUUUCGUCCAGUAAAAUAUUCAAAACAUACAAACAUAGCAUUGAAGUUAACUUAAAGAAAAACACAGAACUUAAAGUAAAGAAAAAAAAACAGAAGAAACCAAACGGGUUCCUCCAUCUUGUGUACUUGCAAUUGUCCCUAUAAAACAAUAUAACCUGUUUGAAAUUUUCUUCCGAACAGGAAUCAUACAGCAAGCAGCUCAGCUGACUGUUUGUGAGUCUAUAUGUAGUUUUUGUUCCCGAAUGAAGCGUGGACGCUUGUACGCAUGUGCAAGGCGCGAAGGAUACAACGUGCUUGCUAUGGGACAGCAUCUUGAUGAUCUGGCUGAAAGGUGAGCCGGAUAAUAAUUCUUUCCAGUUUUUGUUAACGGCCAGUGAUAUGUGGGGAUCCACCCAGUAUAACAUCCUCAGGCUCUGUCAGGAGUGUUGUGUGCGCCGCUAAAUGGUAACCUGUAUAUCGCCAUCCCCUUCCGUAAAAACAAAAUCGAAGAGAGGGACACCGAUUUUGUUUGAGGGGAGGGGAGGGUGUAUACAGGCUACGAAUUGGUUAAAAUUAGUUUAGAGAAGUCUACGUUGAAAAGAGUAUAACCUGUCUCAUAUACCACUUUCCCGCCCUUUUUUUCCCUCCCUCUCUGGAUUACACCAACUUCCUCCUUGUAUAAAUGUCCCUAACAAAAUUAAAAUUGUUUUCGGUACUAUAAGAGAGGUCAAGAACCGCCUUUAUGGCAAUCGAGAAACGGCAGGAUGCAGAGUAAAGUUUUGUCCCGCAUGUUUUUUUUUUAUGAAUGUGAAAGCACGGUCAGCGAUAAAAGAAAAACGGGUUUUUCGCAAACGUGGUCCUUGAAAAUUUGGCCAUUUAUUUUCAGCUUUUUGAUGUCAGCAUUUCACAAUGGUCUGUUGCGAACAAUGAAAGCCAACUAUACCGUCUUGUAAGUAUGUAUAUGUAACAAACCUGUUAAUUAUUUGUUUAAUCUUAUAAAUCUUUCCAUCAAAAACCUUCGUGCACAAAGACAUAUUAAUGUUUUAAUCAGAUUUAGUUUUAAAGGUUACUACUUGUCGUGUUUUGCUCUUCCCGCAAAGUUAGAUCAUGAAUGGAUUUCAUUUAAUCACAUCAUAUUUUCUUCGUUUUAGUUGGUUUUAUUCUGUUAUGAAAAUGCUAUUGUUUUUCUUUUGUUUCACUGAAAACUCUGACUACAGAUUCAACGUUUUUUUUUUUGGAAAUGAAGCUAAUGAAUAAAUAUCUUUACAUUUUAGGGAAUGUGAUUUGCGUGUUAUCAGGCCUUUAGUUUAUGUACGCGAGAAGGAAUUGAGAAGUUUUGCGGAAAAGGUAAUGUUUCAUUAUUCGAACACAUAAUUAGUUCCUGACAAAGACCGAUGCCAGGCGAAAGUUUGUUCCGUUUUUCGGCAGACUUACUGUAUUUAUUCGAAUAAGCGCCCAACCUCGAAUGAGCGCCCACCUCGAAUAAGCGCCCAUGCUAAAGGUAGAAAACGUUAACAAGCGCCCAGCCUCGAAUAAGCGCCCACCCCACCCCACUCCCUCCCACAAAAACUAAUAAGAGACCCUCCUGAAGACGCAGUUUUCUUCAGAGUGUUUUACAGAAACCUUGCUCUGCUACAUCUUCGCUUUUUGUUAGUAACAUUUACUGUUUUGUUGCAAAAUAUACUACUACACUUGCUGAGAAUGGUGAAAAUGUAAUAAGCGCCCACUCUCAAGGUCCAAAAAAUUUAAUAAGCGCCCAGGGCGGUUCAUCGAAUAAAUACGGUACUUCAUUUUCCAGCCCGGCGGAAUGUUUAUUGCCACAAAACCAGAGUUCGCCAGGGGUUGGAAAUUAUUAAUAAAUAAUACAUGUAGAUAGGAUGUAGAAGUGAGAUAAUGUCAUAAUUUAUCGUGAAAAUUUGUGUUAUUUAAGGUCAAACUUCCUGUGAUUGCGGAGAACUGUCCUGCCUGUUUUGAAGCACCCAAGGUCAGUACUUUUGCAUUUGUUGCCUUUUUAAUUGGUUUUCAUGUUCAACUUUUGUUGUAUUUCUUCUUUUCAGGAGCGUCAUAGAACAAAACAGCUUCUGGCAGCUCAGGAAAUAUUGUUUCCAGGCCUCUAUCACAGCCUGCUCACGGCCAUGAAGCCUUUGAUGGCUCGCGAUCGAGUGGGCCUGGAGUCUAGCAAGAUGAAAAAUGGAAACUAUGAGGAUUUCCUCUGA
This is a messenger RNA of Porites evermanni, 15873 nucleotides long. The record is from the annotation of a GenBank genome assembly. NCBI's taxonomy places the organism in Eukaryota, Metazoa, Cnidaria, Anthozoa, Scleractinia, Poritidae.